AUGUUUUCGCUCGCUCGGCUUGCAUUCCCAGCUUCCUAUUAUUCGCUCGCUCGUCCCAAUUCUUUCUCAACACAUGAUGCGCGUCGCUCUCCGUGCGUCGCCCGUCGCCUCCGAGAGCUGACCGACCGACGGCCGCAGGCGGUCUCGUGUGCCAGCCACCUCCCGCUUUCCUCGGCCGCGAUGCCGCCGCUUUGCUCUUUGACGCACUCGUUUCGAGGCGCCUUUCGCCUCCUGCCAAUCGCUAUACCGACCCUCCUUUCGACCCUCUGCGCGACCACGACACUCAUUUCCGCGGCUCACGCGGCCCCCAGCCCCGGUCAAGGUGGCACCGGCGGCAACAACGGCGGCACCGUCGGCGCGACGCCGCACGACAGCUACUCGUCUUCGGUCGGCGUCCUCGGCUGCAAGAUCAACACCAACCGUGUCGCCUACUGGCCCGACCCGGUCGACUGCAACAACAUCUGCGUCUCCCUCUCGUACGGGAACCGGAAGCUCCAUCUCCUGCGCGUGGACCAGUCCGCCGGCGCCUACGACGUGAGCUACGAUGCCUGGAACUACCUCUACUCGGGCUACGGCGCGGCCGAGAAGCCGGUCGCUGGCGGCGCCGUCAGCAUGAAGUACGAGAACGUCGAUGCCUCCCACUGCGCCGACCUCAUCCAUGGCGACGACGCCAAGCUUCCCCUCAGCGCCGCCAACAGCAUGAUCUUUCUCUCGAGCUGCCUGGACCAGUCGUCGAGCUACGUGGCCAAGAAUUACGUCCUCUACAACGUCCUCGAUCCGCUCUGCUCCUUGGGUUACGAUGAGCCCUGCCGACUCGAUUGGCCCAACGGGAAUCAGGCGGCCUGCCCCCACAUCCUCGGCAUGCCAGCCCGGCUCCGAGGCGCGCCCGUCUACAACCUUCGGUACCCAACCGGGCAAAAGGUUUUGGCCUCGUCCACGGGCGAGACCGAGGUGGGUGACGAGAGCCUGGCGAGGAGUCGCGCCCGCUUACGAGCGGCCGCUUUGCCCUGGAUUGUUGCUGCCCUCGUCUUGGUGCUUGCCGCAUGCUGCUAG
Messenger RNA from Drechmeria coniospora, 1053 nucleotides. RefSeq lists its product as uncharacterized. The transcript has a single exon. NCBI's taxonomy places the organism in Eukaryota, Fungi, Ascomycota, Sordariomycetes, Hypocreales, Ophiocordycipitaceae. Bases 1 to 1053 code for a protein of 350 amino acids. The record is from RefSeq and is a predicted model, not a curated record.